AUGGCUAUCGUCAAUAACUCAAAAUCCACAAGGGUUGGCGAGGAUGUGGAGGAAAGGGAACCUUCAGGCACUGUUGAUGGAGAAAUUGUGGCCCACAAAGGAGAAAUAGAGCAAGGUUACCCAGUUGGUGAAAAACACCAGGACAAGCCUGCCCGCAAAUCGACUGGUGGUAAAACACCAAGGAAGCAACUGGCUACAAAAGCCGCUCAUAAGAGUGUGCCCUCUACUAGAGGGAUGAAGAAACCUCAUCGUUACAAGCCUAGUACCAUGGCACUCCAUGAAAUAAGUAACCAGUCCUCUGAACUUCUGAUUUCCAAACUUCCCUUCCAGUGUCUGGUGCAAGAAAUUGCUCAGGACUUCAAAACAAAUUUGCGCUUCCAGAGUGCAGCUAUUGGUGCUUUCCAGGAGGCAAGUAAGACCUAUCUGGUUGGCCUUUUUGAAAACACAAACCUGUGUGCUAUCCAUGCUAAACAUGUAACAAUUAUACCCAAAAACAUCCAGCCAGCACACCGCAUACGUGUAGAACGUGUUUAA
This is a messenger RNA of Pteropus alecto (black flying fox), 534 nucleotides long. Its product is annotated as histone H3.3-like. The transcript is spliced from 3 exons. Gene Ontology annotation, cellular component: nucleosome. The record is from RefSeq and is a predicted model, not a curated record. Gene Ontology annotation, molecular function: structural constituent of chromatin; DNA binding; protein heterodimerization activity. Lineage: Eukaryota; Metazoa; Chordata; Mammalia; Chiroptera; Pteropodidae. Bases 1 to 534 code for a protein of 177 amino acids.